This is a messenger RNA of Osmia bicornis bicornis, 2233 nucleotides long. RefSeq lists its product as uncharacterized. Gene Ontology annotation, biological process: DNA-templated transcription; regulation of transcription by RNA polymerase II. The coding region runs from base 1 to 1500 and encodes 499 amino acids. NCBI's taxonomy places the organism in Eukaryota, Metazoa, Arthropoda, Insecta, Hymenoptera, Megachilidae. Gene Ontology annotation, molecular function: DNA-binding transcription factor activity, RNA polymerase II-specific; RNA polymerase II cis-regulatory region sequence-specific DNA binding. The transcript has 6 exons. The record is from RefSeq and is a predicted model, not a curated record.
AUGGUACUGUUAACUCCAUCUAGUAACCGCGUUCUAUUCAGUACGAACACUAUUGAUGUGGAAAGUACGACAAGAUCGAACGUGUCAAGGAGGGUAUCCAAAAUCCCUCCUGUGUACGAACGCCCCACGGCCAGCAACAUUUCAUUUGAGAAAGGAGGCGUGUUUAACGUAUCAAAGCCAUGCAACCGUCAGCCGCGUCUGUCAUUUGCUUCUCGUGGCGUGAGAUCGGGGCCACCCGGGGAAGAAUCAUCAAAAAUGGAUUCGACGAUUCCUUUGCUUACACCGACGAUGGAGUCGGAGUUGAUGAAAGAACCGUGGAUAUUCCCGCAGCAAAAAUCGAAUGCAACAAAAGAAGAGGAGAAAGCAGCAUCCUCCACGUGGGAGGAAAACUUUCAGGAUUUAAGCGGUUGGUGCAUGGAGACGUUCCCGGGCCAAUGCGAUUUUCAUACAGGUGAAUCACCUACGUUUAAACUAUCAGGUACGAAAUACGAGGGUAACAGUGUCUUGUCUUCUGAAGAGGGGGUAUUGAAAGAUUUGAUAAGUGUAGCAGACGAAGAUAAGUGGAGCAUGAAAAUGAAUGCUGCUGAGACAACCGAGCACAUAAACAAUAAUUCUCAAAGUAUACAAUCUCCAUCAGACGUAACUAGUCUUAAAUUCGAGAAAGAAGAUAGUACCGCGGUAUCAAAUCCAUCUAACGUGUGGUUAAAACUAUCGAAAGGAUCAACAGCUACUCUAAACACAAGUUCAUUGAAUAAACAGAAUAACACUGAAGUUAGUACACCAAUUCAACCGAGGUAUCACAUAGGAGACGUUGAUGUAAAUGAUGCUUGUCCGACCUCGUACGAUUCCGCCGAUAAUCAACGUGAAACAUGGGACCCGCUGCGUACAGUUGAAACCACCGGGUCGGAUUCAUUUGAUUUGUUAUCAUAUCUUUGUGAUGAUGAUGUUCGUUCGUCGGAAGGGAGCGUUUCAACAGACUCGUCUUCGGUAAUAUCGAAACCACCAUGGUCGACCGCGAAAUCUAUGGUAACGAUUCCAUACGGUAACGUGAAAGUGAAAACCGAGAGGAACGGCACAACCGUUCUAGAAAGCAUAAAAGGUCGAGCAGCAGCAUCAGCAUCAACGGUCACCUCGUCUUCUAUAGAGACAUCAAUAACAUCCCGAAAGGCAGAAAGAUCGAGGACACAGGUUACCAGUAGGGUAGUGGAGAAACCGUACACCAGGGUGAGACGCGAGAAAACAGGACGAAAACGUUACGUUGAAAGUGAUUCGGAUGAACGACCGUACGUGGUGCAUUAUCGUGAAUCAAGAGAAAAGAACAACGAAGCUUCGAGAAAGUCACGUAUGAACAAGAAAGCCAAAGAGUCUGAGAUGGCGAUGAAAGCUAUCGAAUUGGAACGAGACAACAGGAUAUUGAAGAUGAAAGUGGAAGAACUCGAGAAACUCGUAACAUCUAUGCGCAGUGCGUUGUUAAGAUCUGCUUUGAAAAAGGAGUUCUAAACACCGUUUCCUUUUUACGGUUUUUAAGAAACUUUUUUAAGACUUUAUUGUACUUUUUGUUUUACUUCAUCGUUUCUUUUUCUCCUUAUUUCUUUCAAGUGUUCUAUGUUUCGUCACAUACGUAAAACACCAUGCAUUACUUUCUAUAUGUUUCAUAUCGUUACGAUUAAUUAAUGUCAACAAUAAUUUCAAACCUUUAACAUCUUGUGUAAUUAAUACUUUCUUUCAAUGUAUAGUUUGAAAAACAAAAACAGAAAAAAAAUGUUAUUGGAUUUUUUUUAAUAUAAAUAUGUAGCAUUGUAUCAUUCAGAGAGAAGAUGUAUUCGUUAAACUAUUUUAUGUAAAUGUUUGUUGCACAAUGUUUGUGUUUAAGUUUUUCAAAGACCAUUUUUAUUUACGAAUGUUUUAUAAAGUCUAUAUGAUAGAAUGUUUUAUGCUAUCGUUCAUGUUAUGAAAUGAACAAAAAAAUAGAAAAAUGAAGUAUUUUUAAAGAAUGGAGGAGACUGGGGAAAAUUUGAAAAAUUGUAUCCUUUUAAGAGUUUAACGAGAAUAAGAUUACAUAAUCAUAUUUUGUUCAGCCUUGUAUUGUACCUGAUAAGAAAAGGAUAAAUAUGGAGGUCGGAACGAGAUAAAUUAUGAAUGGAAAAGAAUAUAAUUUUUUUACUGGCGUGGGCACAAUAGCGGCAUGAUGUACAAUUAAUCUUCGAAUAAAGAAAAUGCUUUUUAACUUUUA